GCUGUGCAGCUUCUUUGUAUUAUAGAGAGUCAAGAGCCUGAGCUGGCUCAUUGCUUUCAGAUAACAUAUACUCCCAAUCCAUCUCUCAGCCCUCUUCACGACGAAAACUGUAGUGUACAUUCUUCAUACUUCAAACGAUGUUAAGGUCACUCUGUUCAGGCCAAAGCUGGCACUACCUCCGUUGACUUAUAAAGCUACGCCCUUUCGUGGUAAAGCCUCCUUAAAUUUCCACCUCUCUAUCCACUACCAUAUCAACUUCUACAGUUUACACUUGAUCUACUCAAUCCAGGUCGACUGAUCACACAACUCCCGUUCCAGCUAAGCCUAUAUCCACCAAUGCCUCCCAUUCAGAACACUAGCGUACACCCCACAAUCUCCUCGCGGUCUCGUCUCUUCUCCUCUGAUUCCAGGUGGGACCUGGGAGAGAUCGCGAUCAUCGUACCUUCGUCAAUAGUUUUUGUGCUAAUGUGUGCAUACUUCCUGAAGCGCUGGUGGCAGAAGAGAAAGAAUAACAGUAAGGAUGAGGCUAUCAGCUGAGCGUCUGCGACGUGUGAUGCGAUAGUUGUGCUUUGAUUGUCUAGGCAAACUUGUUACGGUCGGCGGGUCUUUGUCUGUUUCUUGGUUGGAUCAUUAGUUCUGCUAUGCAUUUUACGUUGUUUACACAAUCAAUCGCACUGUCGGAAUCUUUCUUCUAUUAGCGUGGUUUCGCAGGCAGCUGGAGUCUGUCCAUUAUACGAAUGCUCUGAGUCUCCAGAUGUGGGAACUAGGAGAUGUUGCAAAUUGGAAGGCU
This is a messenger RNA of Pseudovirgaria hyperparasitica, 790 nucleotides long. RefSeq lists its product as uncharacterized. The record is from RefSeq and is a predicted model, not a curated record. The transcript has a single exon. The coding region runs from base 337 to 537 and encodes 66 amino acids. Lineage: Eukaryota; Fungi; Ascomycota; Dothideomycetes; Acrospermales; Acrospermaceae.